Molecule: messenger RNA, 1494 nt
Organism: Cynara cardunculus var. scolymus (artichoke)
Lineage: Eukaryota; Viridiplantae; Streptophyta; Magnoliopsida; Asterales; Asteraceae
Exons: 5
Coding region: 1-1494 (497 amino acids)
Molecular function (GO): protein dimerization activity
Source: RefSeq, a predicted model, not a curated record
AUGUCGGAAUCGGAACCUAUUGCGAGUUCAAAUUCAAACACUUCAUCAGGUGACCCGGGUAGAAAAUAUGGAACUCAAGAUCCUAAAUGUAGGAACAAUUUCACUUGCCACUUUUGUGGUAAAGUAGUCAAGGGUGGUGUAUAUCAUUUUAAAUGGCAUUUUAUUAGAGGUCUAUCGGCUGUUACUAGUUGUCCAAAUUGUCCAGAACAUGUAAAAGAAGAAAUAAAGUCUUAUAUGCAGAAAAAAGAAGUAGCAAAGGUGGAGAAUUUAAUGAACUCAAGUUACUUGCAUUCAGAUGAUUAUGAUCUUGGUGAAGAGGACGAUGACUGUGUUGAAAUAGAAUGUGGGAAGAUGCUAGAAGCUACGAGAAAGCAUCUUUAUUGGACUCCAUGUGCUGCCCAUUGCAUAGAUCUUAUGUUAGAGGAUAUCAUGAAACAAAUUCCUCGGGUGAAAAGUUGUUUGAAGAAGGCAAUGUUCGCCAAUGGAUACAUAUACAACUUUGUUGGUCUAGUGAACUUGAUGCGGAAGUUCACAAAUCAAAGGAACUUGCAUAGGCCCGCAAUCACAAGAUUUGGUACAUCUUUUAUCACUCUUCUUCAAUUUCACAAACAAAAGAAUAACUUCAGAAAGAUGGUUAUUUCUCAAGAACGGAUGGAUAGCAAAUGGUCAACUGAACCAAAGGGAAAGAUGUUGCACUCCUACAUCUUACAAGAGACGUUUUGGAGGAAUAUUGUGUAUGCUCUCAACUUGACGGGCCCUCUUGUUAGUGUUCUUAGGUUAGUUGACAGGGAAAGAAAGCCGGCCAUGGAAGACCUAAUGUUAAGAGAAUUAAGCAAGUAUCAAAAUGCAGAAGGACUAUUUGGUAGAAAUGCGGCUAUUAGGCAAAGGAAGGCAAUGGCACCAGCGGUGUGGUGGACAACAUUUGGAUCUUCAUCUCCCAACUUGCAAAAGUUUGCUAUACGAGUUCUUAGUCUUACUUGUAGUGCUACAAGUUGCGAGAGAAAUUGGGGUCUGUUUCAACAUCUUCACACCAAAAAGCGGAAUAGAUUAGCACAAGAAAGAUUGAAUGACAUGGUCUAUGUGAAAUUCAAUCGUGCCUUGCAACGUAGAUAUAAGGAGGGAAGUAGUGAUCCUAUCAUCCUAGAAGACAUAGACGAAAGUAAUGAGUGGUUGAUGGGGAGGAUGGACAAUGAUGAUGAAGAUGAUGAUUUGGUAUUUAUUGAUGAUGAUCUUACGUGGGAUGACGUAGGUAGAGCUUCCGGGGCGUAUGAGACUCCUCAUUUCACUAGAGCAUCAAGAGGGAGCCGGAGAGUAAACGAUGAUGGGUUGGGUCCAUCAAGAGCUAGAAGUGCUAGAGGAAAAGAACAUGCUCUUCAGGAUGAAGAUGAUGAAGAUGAUGAAGUUGAGGUGGAAGCAUAUAUUGGAGGAUUUGAUAAUGAUGAGGGAGAUGAACCCAUGUUGUGGUUUGAUGAUGCUGAUCUUGGGGAGUAUUAG